Astyanax mexicanus (Mexican tetra) is the source of this 3823-nucleotide messenger RNA. RefSeq names its product FIP1 like 1b (S. cerevisiae) (gene fip1l1b). Gene Ontology annotation, cellular component: mRNA cleavage and polyadenylation specificity factor complex. The record is from RefSeq and is a predicted model, not a curated record. Bases 190 to 1863 code for a protein of 557 amino acids. The transcript is spliced from 17 exons. Gene Ontology annotation, molecular function: RNA binding. NCBI's taxonomy places the organism in Eukaryota, Metazoa, Chordata, Actinopteri, Characiformes, Acestrorhamphidae.
GCGUAUUCAAAGGGCAGCAGUCUUCCUCCGGUUAGUGUGCGGGGUAAGACGGAUCGGUUCCCCCGUUUAAUCCGGUUUUGGCCUCCUCCAAUCCGGUUUCUGGUCUUCUCUGAUCCGGUUCCAGUGUGGUUGAGGUGUUCGGGUGAGGCUGCGCGGUCUGGGCGGUUCGGCGGGUUGAGCAGAGCUGAGAUGUCCGCGGAAGAGGCGGAGAAAGCGGCCGGGCAGGAGGUGAGCGCGGCGGCGGGGGACGAGGAGGAGGAAUGGCUGUACGGAGAUGAAGGAGAAACCAAAGAAAAUGAGGAGGAGGAGGUGGCGGCCAAACUGACCGCAGCAAUCAGUGCUCCACCUGCCGCUCCUGUUACUGAGGAAGUCCCUGCCGGCAAUGGAGUGGCUAGUCAGGAGGAAGCUCCUGGAGACGAUGAGGAUAGUGAAAGUGACAGUGAUGAUGACGACGAUGACGUCCGUGUUACCAUCGGUGACAUCAAGACAGGCGCACCGCAGUACACGACAUACGGGGCAACACCGGUCAAUCUGAACAUAAAGUCUGGUGGCAGCAGGCCGUAUGGAGCAGGAGCGAAGGUGAAGGGCGUGGAUCUGGAUGCUCCAGGGAACAUUAACGGCGUUCCCGUGCUGGAGGUGGAAAUGGAGUCCUUCGAGGAGAAGCCCUGGAGAAAACCCGGUGCGGACUUGUCGGACUACUUUAACUAUGGAUUUAACGAGGAGACGUGGAAGGCGUACUGUGAGAAACAGAAGCGUCUGCGCAUGGGCCUCGAUGUCAACAACAUCUCCACCACCACCAGCAAGAUCUCCGUUCAGCAGGGCAGGACGGGUAACGAGAAGGAAGUGUCCGUAGCCGCUCACGUCACUAAACCUGACUUCACCUCCCCAUCCAGCCUCUACAAGCCGGGUCUCAACCCCGCCAGGAUAUCUCCUCCACAGUGGCCGUUGCCUGUCAACCAAGAACCGCCGCCCUAUUAUACUAAGACAAGUGGGACCAUUGAUGUGAUUGGUGGACAGACAGCCACAAUCAGCAGAGUGGAGGGACGACGUCGCCACAAUCUGGAGGGAAAUAACAUACAGGUGAUUUCGGAGCACCCGUCUCCAGAAUCUGAACCAGCUCCCGCUAAAAUGCCCACUUUCUUCCCUCCGGGGCCGCUGCCACCAAAUAUGCCCCCGCCACCUUUCCUGCCACCGCCGCCAGUCAGCCAGGCGCCGCCCCUCAUCCCUCCGCCAAGACUACCCAUCACUGUUCCUCCUCCAGGUUUCCCUCCACCUCCUGGAGGCCCACCCCCUUCACUCAUCCCCACCUUGGACAACAGUGGUCAUCCUGGAGGAUACGACUGCCGUCCGGUCGCUCCUUAUCCUUUCCCACCAGGCGGUUACCCCCCCCCGCCCAUACAGCCCCCUGUGAGCAACUGGCCUGGGAUGAUGGACAACUCCAAGCAGUGGGAUUAUUACCCCCGCCGGGACAAAGAGAGGGAUAAGGAGAGGGAGAGAGAGAGGCCGAGAGAACGAGCACAUGACCGGGAAAGAGAGCGGGAGAGGGAGCACAGCCCCUCAUCGAUGGCCUACAACAGUGAUGAGGAGCGCUACCGUUACCGUGACUACGGAGAUCGCGGGUACGACCGGCACCGGGAGCGGGCGAGUCGGGAAAAGGAGGAGCGGCACAGGGAGAGACGACACAGAGAGAAGGAAGAGGGCAGACACAAGUCAUCACGCAGCAGUAGCAGACGGAGGCACGACAGCGAGGAGGGCGACGGCCACCGCAGACACAAGCAUAAGAAAUCCAAAAGGAGCAAAGAGGGCAAGGAGCCAAGCGAGGAACGAGCAGCUGACCAGGAGAACCAGGAGGCCAUGGAGUAACUGAGCUGAGCGGGUGGGGUCAUUUCACAAAGCAGGAAAAUCUGAUAAAACUGGAGAAGUUUUAGCCUGAUAGUUGUAAGGAAUAGGAGCGAUAUUUGGGGGGUCGUCACAAAGAUUGUUUGCAUCAUAAAGUCUUACUUUGUCUUACUGAGAUUGGAGAUGUCAAAAUGUUAAAACACUUCACAUGCACUUCACACUGCGAUGCACUGAAUCCAAAUCAAAACUGGACCAAUUAUGCUCUCCAAUAUAUAUAUAUAUUAAAAAAAGAAUGUUUAAACUUACUUAGCUCUUCUUCUGUGGGACAGGUGUCUCACUUUUGGCUAAAAAAAAGAAAAGUCCAUCAUUCUCCAGCCUAAUCUCUUUUUUUUUUAUCACUUUUUGACAUAAUGUGAAUCUCCUAGGUUUUUCUUUUUUCAGAAUUUCAUAAUUAACGGACCAAUAGAACUGCUCCAAAAAAUGAUGUUAAGUACAAAUGCUACGUUCAUUUCAGUAAAAGAUGAUCAGGGUUUUCUUUUCUCUCUUUUUUUCUCUUCCUAUGAGUCACAAAUUUGGAGAUUCAGUGUUUUUUACGUUACAAAAAUGUAGUGCUUAGUACGUAGGAUAAAUUUUCCUAAAAUUAAGAUCCUUGUGAGAGACGUAAAAGUAAAAUCCGAUUUGAGCAUUAAAGGAGAACUCCAGUGUAAAAUUGACUUUAGAUUUUUUUUUAUUGUAGUUAAACUUGAUAAAAAGUACCAACCCUUCUUGAAUAGCCCACCUCCGUUCUCCCUCAGCUUUCUGAGAUCCAGUAAUUUUUUGCAGUUUCUCCAAACCUGAUUUAGAACAGAUGAAAUGGGGCAUAUUUUGCCCCUGCAGAUUCAUCUCUUUUAUACUGUUAUCGAGGCUUUACACUUCAUUGGUGGAUUACGGAGAGCCCUGACGUUUAAAACGAGGCAUUUAUAAAUUUAAAAGUGCACAAUAAGCUUAUUAAAAAACACUGUUUACAACCUGUAGUGUAACGUACAUCUCCGUGCCCGGAGAUUCAAUUACGCUAAGCCCCAUAUCAUCCAUUCUAAUGCAUGUUUGGCAAACUGCUAAAAAUGACUGGAUUUCAGAAAGCUGCAGGAAAUCAGAGGUGGGCUAUUAAACAAAGGUUAGUACUCUUUAUCAUGUUUUACUACACCCAAAAUCAAUUUUACACCAGAGUUCUCCUUUAAGACUGAGCAUCUGUACAAAUACUAUUGCAAUCACGAUGUAAACACCUUCAAAUAGCAAAAAUCAGGUUUCAUUUGGUUUCUGGCUGUUCAGACUUGUCUAAAAUCAUUCUGAAUAUGAUCUUAACAUGAUCUAAUGUCAAGAAAAAAAUAAUUUUGACUGCAUAAACAUGUCUAAAAAAAAUUAAAUAAUAAUAAUAAAAAAUAGAUAAAUAAAUAAAUUGUCUGUUAAGCCAAAAUUAGGUGUCUGCCCAGGCAGUCAAGUUUCAGUCAGAAUUAACAGAAAAAGAGUCCAAACAAACCCAGAAGUCACUGGGUUUGUUGCGUAAAUCUGUCCAUUAAUUUCUACUACAUGACUUUAAAUGUAAGAGUUUUUUUUGUGUGUUUUACUAAAUACAAGACCCUGUGUUAAAACAGUCUCUUCUAAUCAGCUCUACACUACAGCUGCACUAGACCGAGAUUAAGUAGGAGAAUACUUGGCGAAUUUCCCUUAAACUACGAGGCUAACUGUAAAAUCCUGCUUUGUGAAAUGAAACAAUCCCAGGAGCCGGUAAGAAGUCCUGGAGGACUGGAGGCUGGAUCAUGCUCCCAGCAACUCAAACAACUGAACCAGAUCAUCUGUAGUGUCUCUGCAUCGCAGCAGUUUGUCAAUUUAAGAAUUUUAGUUUUGUUUUGUUUUUUUGUCCUUUUUUGAUUGUUCUUUUUUUUCUAAGUACCAUGUAGAUGUUGGUUUGUUAGAUUAAACAAAAAAAAAGGCAUUUGGUAAUUUC